Messenger RNA from Anoplopoma fimbria (sablefish), 3053 nucleotides. RefSeq names its product zinc finger protein 513. The record is from RefSeq and is a predicted model, not a curated record. The coding region runs from base 333 to 1904 and encodes 523 amino acids. Gene Ontology annotation, molecular function: RNA polymerase II cis-regulatory region sequence-specific DNA binding; DNA-binding transcription factor activity. The transcript is spliced from 6 exons. Gene Ontology annotation, biological process: regulation of transcription by RNA polymerase II. Lineage: Eukaryota; Metazoa; Chordata; Actinopteri; Perciformes; Anoplopomatidae.
CUCCUCUCCGUCGGCGGCGCGGCGCGUUCGCCAGCAGAAGCCUCGUCUCACGCGCGGCUCGUGACGUGUUUUUUUGUUGUUGUUCGGUGGUGACGUCAUCGCAGGUACGUCCACCUUCUCCUCUGACUUGUAGUUUUAUGUAAAUGUGUUUGUUAUAGAUACAUAAAGGCGGGGGUUUGAUGGUGAAGCUAAGUCCAUGCUAGGUGGCUAACAAGAUGGCGGAACAACAACAGGGAGGAGGAGGAGGAGGAGGAAGAAGAGGAAGAGGAUGACGUUCAGCUAGCAGACCUGAGAGCAAACAGACCGGGUCAGACCGGGACAGAGAGGACAGCAUGCCGAGGAGGAAGCAGGCCAACCCGCAGCCGGUGAAACUGGAGUCGGAGGAUGGGGUGGUGCUGUGCGAUCCGGACUGUUUGGUUCUGGAGAGCGACUUCCUGCUGGGCAGCGAGCUAGAGUUUGGAGACUCCGACAUCAUGGGGCUGGAUCGAGAGUCAGGUUUGACGGUGUUCUCUCUGAGCGUUGAUGACGACGACCCCUCAGCACCAACAGACUCCACCUUCCCAGCUUUCCUCUCCUGUAGACGAUGUGGCCGACUGCUGGGAGACACGGCUCUGGGAGUGAGUCUAGAUCUGGGUGUGGGCCUGGACCUGGGGGCGGAGCUUUACUGCCUCACCUGUGAGGAAGGCUUCCAGCAUGAAGCCUCUUCUCAGGUGGAGGGAUCGAUGGAGGCUGACGGAAACGGCGCCGAUGACUCGGACAGGAAUAAGAGCGGCGACCCCCCUCCCAAAGUGUUCUCCUGCUCGCUGUGCACCUUCACCUCGCGCUACUCCAACCACCUGAAGCGCCACAUGAGGACCCACGACGGCCACAAGCCGUACCGCUGCCCCGCCUGCCCCUACGCCUCGGCGCAGCUGGUCAACCUGCAGCGCCACGCCCGCACCCACACCGGGGAGAAACCGUACCGCUGCCACCUGUGCAGCUACGCCUGCAGCUCCCUCGGCAACCUGCAGAGGCACCAGCGCAUGCACACGCAGGAGAGGCCGCAGAGGAGGGAGAAAGAGAAGAGGCGAGGGAGGAGGAAAAGAGGAAACACUGCAAGUGAGGAAGUGGUAUCAGACCUGACCCUGAGAGUGUCCCAGGACUCGGGUUACUUCCAGACGUUGGGCGGCCUCGGCUCUCCCUCUGCCCCCCUCCCCGUCCUCCUCUUCCCCCUCUGCUGCCGGAUGUGUGGCCUCACCCUGGAGGAGGCCGACCUGGAGGGGGACAAAGGGGACGGGGAGGGAGACGCGGGACAGGUGUGUCGUCGCUGCUCGUUGGACCUCCCCUCUCAAGAUGGAUCCGGGUCUCCGCUCAGCCCGCCAGUGUCUCGGGGCUCCCGGCGGGGUCAGCGCGGCGCCAAGCUGUACCGCUGCCCUCACUGCCCCUUCCUGUCCCACUACCCCAACCACCUGGCUCGCCACGCCCACACCCACUCCGAGGAGAAACCCCACCGCUGCCCUCACUGCCCCUACACCUCCUCGCACCUCGACAACCUGAAGCGCCACCUGCGCGUGCACACAGGCGAGAAACCCUACCAGUGCCCGUCCUGCAGCUACGCCUGCGGGAACCUCGCCAACCUGCGGCGCCACGAGCGCAUCCACUCGGGCGCCAAGCCCUUCCACUGCGGCGUGUGCGGCUACUCCUGCAACCAGAGCAUGAACCUGAAGAGGCACAUGCUGCGGCACACGGGCGAGAAGCCGUACGCCUGCGCCGAGUGCGACUACACCACGGGCCACUGGGACAACUACAAACGCCACCAGAGGAAACACGGGCACAACACGGACAGCUGGGACAAACACGCCCCCACCAACGGCCUCAGCUGGGGCCCAGACUCUCAGGAGGGCCAGGGUCAGGAGCACAGCUAGUGUGUGUGUGUGUGUGUGUGUGUGUGAGUGUGAGAGAGAGUGUGUGUGUGUUGAUGUGUGUAGUAUACACUGGUGAACUUCCAGCUCAGGUUGGAGACAAACUCGGGUGCCUUUUGACGGACUGAACGACUGUGACGCUGCCUUGACUUUGUGAGAUAAGGGGCAUUAAUGUGUGUGUGUGUGUGUGUCACAUCACACACACUUUGAAGCAGUGAUCACUCUUCAGUCCACAGACAUCUCAUCUGUCACCAUGUGACUUCUUCUACCAGCCAAACUGAUCUGCUGAUUUUCAAAUGCUUCUUUUCUUUGUCCUCUGACAGAUGAUCUAUAUUUUUAAAAUGUGGAUGGAUCAUUUUUUCACAAGCUUUAAGUUAAUCUGUUUGUUUUCUUUUAAUGCUGUAAAGAUUGGACUCUUCAGGUGUUUGGUGGGAUUCCUGUGCAGGUUUAUUCUGGGGUGAUGGAAGAAAUACAGAGAAACAGAAUGUUUAUCUGCUGUAAAAUGUUAGUGAGGCGUUGUUUUAGGGCCACUCAGGAAAAAACAGGAGCUGAGAUAAUGAGAAUAAAACAUUAUAUUUUGUACUUUUUACCUUAACAUUCUGGUUUUAUUCUCAUAACAUUGUGGCCUUAUUCUCAUAAAAUAAUAACCUUUUUCUCUUCAAAUUAUUACUUUAUUGUCAUAACAUCGUGGCCUUUUUUCUCUUUAAGUAUUCUAACUCUUAACACCAAAUUAUCUUUUAGUUUUUUUUAACGAGUGGCCCUAAUAACAUUUAAAAAGAUUCAUAAUGUUUGAAAAUGAGUCCUCGUUUUCGUGUAAUUUCUCCAGAAUGUUGAAAGUGAAGCAAACAUGAUCAAAAGGCUUAUAAAUUAUGCUUUUAUUUCAAAUCACGCUUUUAUUUACAGACUGUUCAUCCUGGAAGAUGAGAGAUUUAAAAAUGGAAAUGCACAGGAGCGCUGCUGUCUGAAUGAGACGCUGCUGUUCAGGAGGAAUCUGAUGCCUUUUUUUGUCAAAUCCAGAUCAUUAAGCCUUUGAUUUCAUUUUCAGAGAGGAUUUAUUAGCAUAAAAAUCUGCCUGUUUAUCUCUCAGACAUCAACAAUUCAGGGACGCUUAGAAAUAAAUGAAAGAACUUAUGUUUAUUAAACUGUGAAAUG